Messenger RNA from Malaclemys terrapin pileata, 3154 nucleotides. RefSeq names its product piwi like RNA-mediated gene silencing 4 (gene PIWIL4). The transcript is spliced from 20 exons. Bases 116 to 2698 code for a protein of 860 amino acids. Gene Ontology annotation, cellular component: P granule. The record is from RefSeq and is a predicted model, not a curated record. Gene Ontology annotation, biological process: regulatory ncRNA-mediated gene silencing. NCBI's taxonomy places the organism in Eukaryota, Metazoa, Chordata, Testudines, Emydidae. Gene Ontology annotation, molecular function: piRNA binding; protein binding.
CAGCGGGCUGGGGAACGCGCGGUUGUAACGGCCCCGCCCCAGGCAGCGUGUUUCACACCCUCGUGUCUGCGUGUUUCCUGCUCACAGGGCGGCGCGCGGUGCCUCUGCGAGGGACAUGACCGGGCGUGCGCGGGUCCGAGCGAGGGGACAAGCCCUCUCGGGCGCCGCCGGCAGCGCGGGGCAGCCUGGCUCCCCACGGCGGCCGGAUGGUUCUAGAGGUGACGAGCCCAUGGCUGUUAGGACUCUGCAAUCUGAGAAAGAAGCCUCAACUUCCUGUGGCCACAGGGAAACAACAAAACUUACACAGCGAUAUGGCUUUUCUGCUGGGGUUUCUGGAUGCACACUGCUGGAGAGAGGGGGAAAGACCCGAUGUAACUUUCAAGAUUUGGGAGUAAAUACUAGAGAGACUAUGGCACAUGUGAAAGACUGUAAAACAGGCUUCAGUGGAAUUCCAGUGAAAGUGGUCACAAACCUAUAUGGCUUAGGCUUGCCCAGGGAAUGGCAGCUUUACCAAUACCAUAUAACAUUUAAUCCAGAGUUGGAAUCAAGGCGCUUGCGCCUUGCUUUGCUUUACAGCCAUACCGAACUUCUUGGAAAAGCCAAAGCAUUUGAUGGAGCUAUCCUUUUUCUUUCUCAAAAGCUGGAAAAUCAGGUUACAGAAUUAGCGAGUGUAACGAAAAGAGGUGAGACUGUAAAUAUCACCAUUACACUAACAAAUCAGCUAGCCUCAAGUUCCCCUGUGUGCAUUCAGUUUUUCAAUAUCAUCUUCAAAAAGGUUUUGAAAAAGCUGUCCAUGUACCAAGUUGGACGGAACUUCUACAGUCCUUCAGACCCGGUGGAAAUUCCCCAGCACAAACUGACUCUUUGGCCAGGAUUUGCUGUUUCCAUUACACAGUUUGAGAACAGAGUGAUGUUAAGUGCUGACGUGAGCCAUAAAGUCCUUCGCAGUGAGACUGUUCUGGAAUUCAUGACAAGUCUGUAUACCAGGACUGACAGCGCGUGCUUCAUACAAACAUGUGAAAAGGAGCUGGUAGGGCUUAUUGUGCUUACGAGAUAUAAUAAUAAAACCUACCGUAUUGAUGAUAUUGACUGGUGUGUGAAGCCAACUGACACAUUUCCGAAAUGUGAUGGUACUGAAAUCUCUUACGUUGAUUAUUAUAACCAGCAGUAUGAUAUAGUCCUGACUGACCUAAAUCAGCCUAUGCUGGUUAGCCGAUUGAAAAGUAAGCAGAAUAGCACUGUUGAACCACGUGUUGUCCACCUGAUCCCUGAGCUGUGCUAUCUAACAGGUUUGACCAGCCGGGCAAUUUCUGACUUCCGUCUGAUGAAGGAUCUGGCUCAAGAAAUGCAUCUGAAUCCUGAGCAAAGACAGCAAAGGCUGUCUCGGCUUGUUGACAACAUUCAGAGAAUCAAAGAGGCUCGUUUAGAGUUGGAGAUGUGGGGGCUGCAGCUUGGGUGCCAAGUUUCCCUGACAGGUCGUGUUGUCCCAACUGAAAAAAUCCUAAUGCAGGAGCAGACAUGUCUGCCAAUGAGUGCUGGUGACUGGUCAAAGGAUAUGCGUAAUAUGAAGAUAAUUGGAGUGCAGCCUCUGGACAACUGGUUAAUGUUGUGCAGUAACAGAAAUGGAGAACUAGCUGAGAACCUUUUGAAUUGUCUGAAAAGAGUGGGAGGUCCUAUGGGAUUUCACAUUGAAUAUCCCAGAAUACUACAAGUACAAGAAAGCCCAAUGGCAUUCCUGCGAGCAGUGCAACAGCAUGUAAAUCCUGAAGUACAGCUGGUAAUGUGUGUACUGUCUUCCAAUCAGAAGGACUGUUAUGAUUCGAUUAAAAAGUUCCUGAGCCUUGACCGACCUGUCCCAAGCCAAUGUGUACUAGCACGCACUCUGAACAAGCAGGGCAUGAUGAUGAGUGUCGCCACAAAAAUCGCAAUGCAGAUUAUCUGUAAACUCGGAGGGGAGCUAUGGGCAGUCGAGAUCCCUCUAAAAUCACUCAUGGUGAUAGGUAUUGAUGUCAAUAAAGAUGCUCUUAACAAGGGAAGUUCAGUAGUUGGAUUUGUGGCUAGCACUAAUUCAAAAAUUACAAGGUGGUUCUCUCGCUGCAUCCUUCAGAAUACAGGGACUGAUAUCGCAGAUUGUUUAAAAGUCUGCAUGAAAGGCGCUAUCAGCAAGUGGCACAAGUAUAAUUGUGAGUUGCCUGCGCGCAUCAUAGUAUACCGUGAUGGUGUUGCAGAUGGCCAGCUGAAGAUGGUGGUGGAUUAUGAGGUCCCCCAACUACUUAGUGUCCUCACAGAAUUAACUACUAAUUACAGUCCCAAAGUGUCAGUGAUUGUGGUCAGGAAGAGAUGCAUUCCUCGAUUCUUCGCAGAGGCAAACAGAAGCCUGCAAAACCCACCUGUUGGCACUAUUGUUGACACAGAGGCUACUCGUCCUGAAUGGUAUGACUUUUACCUAAUCAGCCAAUUAGCACGUCAGGGAACUGUCAAUCCCACAUACUAUAAUGUUGUGUAUGAUAACAGUGGAUUAAAACCAGAUCACAUGCAGCGCCUCACGUACAAGAUGUGCCACCUGUACUACAACUGGCCAGGUCUAAUCAGAGUGCCAGCGCCCUGUCAGUAUGCCCACAAGCUGACCUUCCUGGUGGGUCAGAGCAUUCACAGAGAGCCAAGCCUGGAACUAGCUGACAAGCUUUUCUAUUUGUGAGGAGAAUAAUAAUAAAUCACGAAGACAACUUUAAGAAAUACUAACAUGGCCAAAUCUGGAUAUGGUCUCAUGGCUACCAGCAUAGUGUAGCUCAAACUCAGUCUUGUAUUUGAAGGAAAACAUUUAGUUUUAGACAUAAAGAGAAAUAUCUAUUCUCUGAAUGAAGAGAACAGAGCAUCCUGAGCAGUAUAAGGGAUUAAGGUACUUUACUUCAGUUAGCCCCAAUAGGAGACUUGGAGCAUACUCCCAAGUAACAUUUGAAAAUGUAGGGGUAUGUGAUAGUAAUGUUGUUGAUAUAGAUACACUGUACAGCUGAUUAUUCUGUAAGCAUAUCAUUGCCAUUUAAUUUCCAAAAUGUUUUGGAGGGUUACUUUUUCCUUCAAAGACUCUUUUAGAAAACUGUUUGGAUAAGGUUGAAAUUUUAACAAAUAAAGUUUUAUUCUGUUUGCAUUUUAA